CGAUCUGCUUCUUUCUCUCUCUGACUGACAGACAGACAGACUUGUAUAGUCAUGGCGACGCAGAGAUUAAACCCUAGCGGCAUCGCCUUCAUAGCUCUACUGCUGCUUCUAUCGCUUGCUUCUGCUAAAGUCUUCUUCGAGGAACGUUUUGACGAUGGGUGGGAAAGCCGGUGGGUUAAAUCUGACUGGAAGAAAGAGGAUAACAUGGCUGGAGAAUGGAACUACACUUCUGGUAAAUGGAAUGGAGAUGCCAAUGACAAAGGUAUACAGACCAGUGAAGACUACAGGUUUUACGCCAUAUCUGCUGAGUAUCCUGAAUUCAGCAACAAGGACAAGACACUAGUCUUCCAGUUUUCUGUGAAGCAUGAGCAGAAGCUUGAUUGUGGUGGUGGCUACAUGAAAUUACUAAGUGGUGAUGUAGAUCAGAAGAAAUUUGGCGGUGAUACUCCAUACAGUAUCAUGUUUGGACCUGAUAUCUGUGGUUAUGCUACAAAGAAAGUUCAUGCAAUUCUCACAUACAAUGGGGAAAACAAAUUGAUCAAGAAAGAUGUUCCUUGUGAGACUGACCAGCUUUCACAUGUUUACACUUUCAUUCUCCGCCCUGAUGCUACCUACACCAUCUUAAUUGAUAAUGUAGAGAAGCAGACAGGAAGCUUGUACUCUGACUGGGACCUUCUCCCACCAAAGCAGAUAAAGGACCCCGAGGCUAAAAAGCCUGAAGACUGGGACGAUAAGGAGUUCAUUCCCGAUCCUGAAGAUAAGAAACCCGAGGGUUAUGAUGACAUCCCAAAGGAAAUUCCUGAUCCAGAUGCCAAAAAGCCAGAAGAUUGGGAUGACGAGGAAGAUGGUGAGUGGACAGUCCCAACUAUUCCAAACCCCGAGUACAAGGGUCCGUGGAAAGCAAAGAAAAUCAAGAACCCGAACUACCAAGGGAAAUGGAAGGCGCCCAUGAUUGACAACCCAGAUUUCAAGGAUGACCCGGAUCUGUAUGUUUUCCCCAAGUUGAAGUAUGUUGGCAUCGAACUAUGGCAGGUGAAAUCUGGAACUCUGUUUGACAAUGUGUUGAUAUGUGAUGAUCCGGAAUACGCCAAACAAGUGGCAGAAGAAACAUGGGGCAAACAAAAAGAUGCUGAGAAGGCGGCAUUUGAAGAGCUAGAAAAGAAACGAGAAGAAGAGGAAUCAAAGGAUGACCCAGCCGAUUCUGACGCUGAUGAGGAUGAGGGCAAUGAGAGUGAUGAUGCCGGGGCUGAGGAGGAUGAGGAAGGAGCAGAUGAAAGUGAUAUCAAGGAUGAACUAUAAGGCGGCUGGCAAUGGCGGUAAUGUGAGCUUUUUAAUAUAGUUUUGUAUUGUUAGGGCUUGGCCUUGGGAUAGAUAUCUUCUUCUUCUUCUUCUUCUUAUGUCUUUGUUUUCAAUUGCCCUGGGAAGAGUGUUGUUAGAAAGAAAAACGGGAGCAUUUGUGUGUGUGUGUUUCAAUUAAAGGCCCACUUGACAUUCACAUAAUCAUAUUCAGUUCUAAGUUCCAUCUA
Molecule: messenger RNA, 1526 nt
Organism: Helianthus annuus (common sunflower)
Lineage: Eukaryota; Viridiplantae; Streptophyta; Magnoliopsida; Asterales; Asteraceae
Product: calreticulin
Exons: 14
Coding region: 52-1299 (415 amino acids)
Biological process (GO): protein folding
Cellular component (GO): endoplasmic reticulum membrane; endoplasmic reticulum
Molecular function (GO): calcium ion binding
Source: RefSeq, a predicted model, not a curated record